CGGGAAAUGAAGUGUGACACGUUGGCCGCCUUGGCCCUUCAACUGACCUGGUCCGACCUUCGGAUGGAUGUGGCUCGUGGUUUCCAAGCAGUGGUUACCACCUCCGAAGUCUUUCAGUCCUACGAGGAGGAUUAUCAUGAACUGCUUCAAAGGCUGAGAACCUUGGCAGCGGUGGUCGAAGGCAAUGCUCCGGUCGAGGAACGUAGUGCUGCAGGGCUUGAAAUGAUCGAAUGUCAUGAGCGAGCCCAGCAGGCCUUUCAGCAGAUGGACUUCGAGGUGAAGUCCAUGGGCCCUCUGGGAGCUGCUUUGUCGGGAAAGUUGAAAGAAUACAAGCAGGAGAUGCUAGCUUGCAGGACCUUGGUACGCAACAUCCAAGCCAGGCUGCAACGUGAAGGUUUACUCUCUGGAAUGACUCAGGACGAGGAGAAGGCAGAACGUGACAGUUCCAACCGCCUCCGUGCUGGAGCUCGGCGACUUGAGGAUUCACGGCGGACGGCUUUAGAGGCCGAAGCAGUCGGGCUGAAUGUCAUGUCUGAACUCCACGACCAGAGGGAUUCUUUGAAACGCACCAAGGGCCAUGUGGGUGAUGUGGAUGGCCAUUUGGGAACAUCAAAGAUGUUUCUCACUUUGAUGUCCCGGCGAGUGCAGAGCAACCAGGCUAUGGUUUGGUGUUUGGCCAUUGUCUUAUUUGUGGUUCUAGUUUUUCUGAUCUAUUUGAAGAUUCAAAAACUGAUGGCUUUUCUGAGAUGAGCGCGGGUAAGCUGAGCAAAAACUCUGGCGAUGGCACUUCUCGCAGACU
Molecule: messenger RNA, 799 nt
Organism: Durusdinium trenchii
Lineage: Eukaryota; Dinophyceae; Suessiales; Symbiodiniaceae
Source: the annotation of a GenBank genome assembly